This is a messenger RNA of Condylura cristata (star-nosed mole), 2829 nucleotides long. It is a transcript of the gene MARS1, whose product is annotated as methionyl-tRNA synthetase. The transcript is spliced from 22 exons. Gene Ontology annotation, biological process: methionyl-tRNA aminoacylation. Gene Ontology annotation, cellular component: aminoacyl-tRNA synthetase multienzyme complex; cytosol. Lineage: Eukaryota; Metazoa; Chordata; Mammalia; Eulipotyphla; Talpidae. The coding region runs from base 40 to 2763 and encodes 907 amino acids. Gene Ontology annotation, molecular function: methionine-tRNA ligase activity; ATP binding. The record is from RefSeq and is a predicted model, not a curated record.
GGCCGGUUCCGGUUGCAUCAGCGUGCGAUCCACGGCGAAAUGAGACUGUUCGUGAGCGAGGGCGCCCCAGGGAGCCUCCCGGUGCUGGCCGCGGCCGGGCGGGCCCGGGGCCGGGCGGAGCUGCUCAUCAGCACUGUAGGCCCGGAAGAGUGUGUGGUCCCAUUCCUGACCCGGCCUAAGGUCCCUGCCUUGCAGCUGGAUAGCGGCAACUAUCUCUUCACCACGAGUGCAAUCUGCCGGUAUUUCUUCUUGCUGUCUGGCUGGGAGCAAGAUGACCUCACCAACCAGUGGCUGGAAUGGGAAGCAACGGAACUGCAGCCAGCUCUGUCUGCCGCGCUCUACUACCUAGUGGUCCAAGGCAAGAAGGGGGAAGAUGUCCUCGGGCCAGUCCGGAGAGCCCUGACUCACAUCAACCACAGCUUGAGUCACCGGAGCUGCCCUUUCCUGGCCGGGGAGACAGAAUCUCUCGCUGACAUCGUUUUGUGGGGCGCGCUGUAUCCACUACUCCAGGACCCAGCCUACCUCCCUGAGGAGCUGGGCGCCCUGCACGACUGGUUCCAGACCCUGAGUUCUCAGGAGCCGUGCCAGCGCGCCGCCGAGACGAUGCUCAAGCAGCAGGGUGUCAUGGCCCUCCGGCCCUACCUGCAAAAGCUGCCCCAGCCCGGGCCCCUGGAGGGGAAGGCUGUCAGCAAUGAACCUGAGGAGGAGGAGCCGGCCGCCCUGUCUGAGGAGGAGAUCGCCGCGGCUGUCACCGCGUGGGAGAGCGGCCUGGGAAGCUUGCCUCCGCUUCGGCCGCAGCAGAGCCCCGUGUUGCCUGUGGCUGGAGAGAGGAACGUGCUCAUCACCAGUGCGCUCCCCUACGUCAACAACGUCCCGCACCUCGGGAACAUCAUUGGCUGUGUGCUCAGUGCUGACGUCUUUGCCAGGUACUCCCGCCUCCGCGGCUGGAACACCCUCUACCUGUGUGGGACCGAUGAGUACGGCACGGCGACAGAGACCAAGGCCAUGGAGGAGGGCCUGAGCCCCCGCGAGAUCUGCGACAAGUAUCAUGCCAUCCACGCCUCCAUCUACCGCUGGUUUGCCAUCUCCUUCGACGUGUUCGGUCGCACCACAACUCCGCAGCAGACCACAAUCACCCAGGACAUCUUCCAGCGCUUGUUGGCGCGAGGCUUUGUCCUGCAAGACACCGUGGAGCAGCUGCGGUGCGAGCGCUGCGCCCGCUUCCUGGCCGACCGCUUUGUGGAGGGCGUGUGUCCUUUCUGCAGCUACGAGGAGGCCCGGGGUGACCAGUGUGACAGGUGUGGCAAGCUCAUCAACGCCAUCGAGCUCAAGAACCCUCAGUGUAAAAUCUGCCGGUCUUGCCCUGUUGUGAAAUCCUCUCAGCACCUGUUCUUGGACCUGCCGAAACUGGAGAAGAGAGUGGAGGCGUGGCUGGGGGCGACGCUGCCUGGCAGCGACUGGACACCCAAUGCCCGCUUCAUCACCCGUUCUUGGCUCCGGGACGGCCUCAAGCCACGCUGCAUCACCCGAGACCUCAAGUGGGGAACCCCUGUGCCCUUAGAAGGCUUUGAGGACAAGGUAUUCUACGUCUGGUUUGAUGCCACGAUCGGCUACUUGUCCAUCACUGCCAACUACACCGACCAGUGGGAGAGAUGGUGGAAGAACCCAGAGCACGUGACCCUGUAUCAGUUCAUGGCCAAAGACAACGUUCCUUUCCACGGCAUAGUUUUUCCUUGUUCAGCCCUGGGUGCUGAGGACAACUACACCUUGGUCAGCCACCUCAUUGCCACAGAGUACCUGAACUAUGAGGACGGGAAAUUCUCCAAGAGCCGGGGUGUGGGAGUGUUCGGGGACAUGGCUCAGGACACAGGGAUCCCCGCUGACAUCUGGCGCUUCUAUCUGCUGUACAUUCGGCCCGAGGGCCAGGACAGCGCCUUCUCCUGGACAGACAUGUUGCUCAAAAACAAUUCUGAGCUCCUCAACAACCUGGGCAACUUCAUCAACAGAGCCGGGAUGUUCGUGUCCAGGUUUUUCGGGGGCUCUGUGCCUGCGAUGGUGCUCACCUCUGACGACCGGCGCCUGCUGGCCCACGUCUCCCGGGAGCUCCAGCGCUACCACCAGCUGCUGGAGAAGGUCCGGAUCCGGGACGCCUUGCGCAGCAUCCUCACCGUGUCGCGCCACGGCAACCAGUACAUUCAAGUGAACGAGCCCUGGAAGCAGAUCAAGGGCAGCGAGGCUGACAGGCAGCGGGCAGGGACGGUGACGGGUGUGGCGGUGAACAUCGCUGCCCUGCUGUCCGUCAUGCUGCAGCCCUACAUGCCUGCGGUCAGCGCCACCAUCCAGGCCCAGCUGCAGCUCCCGCGCGCGGCCUGCAGCGCGCUGCCCCCCGGCUUCCUGUGCACCUUACCGGCAGGGCACCGGAUCGGCACCAUCAGCCCCUUGUUUCAAAAACUGGAAAAUGACCAGAUUGAAAAUUUGAGGCAGCGCUUCAGCGGGGGCCAGCUAGAAGAGCCCUUGAAGUUACAGGCAAAAGCAGCCCCCAAGCCAGCUGCGGAGACCGUGCCAGCAGCUGGACCACAGCAGAUACAGGUCCUGAUGGAGGAGGUGACAAAACAGGGCAACGUCGUCCGGGAGCUGAAGGCCCAGAAGGCAGACAAGAACCAGGUUGCUGCGGAGGUGGCUAAACUCUUGGAUCUGAAAAGGCAGUUGGCGCUAGCUGAGGGGAAACCCCUGGAAACCGCUAAAGGCAAGAAGAAAAAGUGAGAACUUGACUCAUAGAAAAAUGACUUUAAUGAUAUGGAUGUAAUAAACGCAGGCGCUCUCCAGGCA